AUGAUUAGAAAGGAUAUUCAGUUUUUAUUAUUGAUAAUCCAACUAGUUGAUGGAUUUAGGAGAUUCAGGAGUGAUUUUGAUACCACUGGCUACGCGGUUGAAUGUCGAGGAGCACAUGCACAUGCACCUGGAAUGCAUCCUCAUCCUUGUGUUUACUAUUCUUCUAUUUGUAACUCAGUCACCGAGCCUUAAAUGAUCAUAUAUAAUGGAAAUGAAAGGCUAUGCCAUCCAAGACUUCAAGUAUAUCCUGCAGGGAUUGAUUCUAAUGUUCCUAAAGUAAGAAUCUGUUUGGAAAAAUCUUUAAUUUACAAUUUUUCAGAGGAUACUGAUUUAGAGAUUUCAUGUGAAUUUGUCUCUGACUAAUGUUAAAUAGCUUAAAGGUCUGGUGACAAACUUAAAUGCUAAUAUUGCUCAUAAAAUAAUUAUGGUGAAAAUUGUUAGCCAAGCGAUAGUAUUGUUUUAGGUUGUGGAACUUAUUGUGAAAGUUGUGUAUCGAACUAUUGUGGAACAUGUAAGGAAGGGUAUUCUCCCGCUAGCAGUACAGAUUUAAAAUGUCGUUUAAACUGCUAACCAAAUCAUUCGAGCUGUUCUAAUGAAAAUGGAGUAUACUCAUUUUAUGGGUGUCGAAAAGGCUACGAGCUGGUUGGUAAUUAAUGCGUAGCAUGCCCGUUAAAUUGUACUUAAUGCGUUACAGGUGUUUGCACGGCAUGUAAAUCUCAGUAUUCUUUAAAAGACGGUUAAUGCUUUGGAGAUAUAAAUUGCAUUAGAUUUGAUUAUAAUUAUGAUCCCAAUACUGGAUUAGCUGUUGGGAUAACUUGUUAAUAAUGCGACUUCAGAUAUUUUUAUAAUCCAAAUCAGCAAAAAUGCACUCUCUGUAAUGAGCAGCCUGAUUUGAAAGACUGUUUGAUUUGUUUUAAUGCGACAGAAUGCAAGAUUUGCCAGGGAACACACGUAAUAACUGCUGAUAAGAAAUGCACACCAUUU
Paramecium tetraurelia is the source of this 984-nucleotide messenger RNA. RefSeq lists its product as uncharacterized. The transcript has 5 exons. The record is from RefSeq and is a predicted model, not a curated record. The annotation marks the transcript as partial. NCBI's taxonomy places the organism in Eukaryota, Ciliophora, Oligohymenophorea, Peniculida, Parameciidae.